AUUUUUCAGCAAACGAAGAAAUAAUCAAGUUUAGAUAGAUCUGUCCUAUUUAGAUCACAUCACAGACAACCAAACAAAACAAGACCAUAUCCUCCAACCCAACACAACCCCCCAAAUCCAAUAUAGCAAUAGGGGCUCUAAUCUAUGGCCAUACCCCACAUUUUACCCUCAUAGCCAUAGUCAUUAGCCACAGACAGCACCUUCUCUUCUCACAUCAUCUUCCUCGAAAACACACACUCUCACACACCCUUGCUUUUGCUUAUUUUAUUGUACGAAAAAGGAAGAGUCUACCCAUCUCCAAUCUCCAUUCUCCUCUCAAUACAGUAAUAUUCUUUCCCUAAUAUUCCCUCCCACGCUUCCCAAAGCAGCCAUAGCCAUGUCGUCUCUGCCUCCCCACCGCACACCUUUCUUCUACUCUCUCGUCUUCGUCCUCACCACAUUCCAUCUGCCAUGGCAACUACCGGCCUUGCCGGUAUUGCCCGACCCUGACCCGGCUACAAUCCAGACCCAGACCCAGACUUUCCACCGGGCCCCACCCGCCACCAUCCCCGCCUUCCCGGAGCAGGCCGAGAUUUCGGCGUGCCCCCUCGACCUCCCGGAGGAACUGUUCCACGGCAUCAAAUCGGCCUGCGCCUCCAAGCCCCACCACAGAUCAGACCCGAAUUUCUACUCGGGGGAGCUCCACCGUAGCCGGUGCUGCCCUGUCCUGGCGGCCUGGCUCUACUCCGCCUAUUCAAGAACCGGGUUGCGGGCAUCCGCUGCCAAGGCCCCCCGCCCCGAGACGGCCGCGCCGUUCGACAUGCCGGUGUUGCCGGACGACUCGGAGACGUGCGUGGACGCUCUGGAGAAGGCAUUGGACAACAAAGGCGUCCAGCUCCGGAGGCCCAACGAGACCUGCGAUGUGGUCUUCUGUUACUGUGGUAUCAGGCUGCAUCCAUUCAGCUGCCCGGAGUCUUUUUCGGUCAACUCCGGUGGGCAGCUGGAGGGUGGAAAGGCCGUCAAGAAAUUGGAGAGGGAUUGCUCCUCCAAUGGCGGCCUCGGCGGCUGCUCCAAGUGCCUCACCGCCCUUCACUUGCUCAACGGGGAUAAAGCUGGGAGAAGCAACCGAACUGAGAGGACGAGCAAAAUGCACAACCGGGACUGCGAGUUGAUGGGCCUAACAUGGCUUCUCAACAAGGAUCGCCCCGCCUACAUCCACACCGUGUCUGCGGUCUUGAGGAGUCUGAUGAUGAGCACCAAUGCUGACAGCGACAAUAGCGCAUCUGAUCCAAUGUAUUGCAGCCUCAACAGCGAUGGAAUGCCGCUUGCGGUCGAUUCCUCUGAAAUUAACGACCAAUCUUCGUCAAGCUUUUGGGCAAUGCCAAUGUCCUCUCAUCCGUAUCAUUCUUUCCUACACGCGGGUCUUGUUUUGUUGUUGGCUUGGUAUUAGGCCGAUGAUUGAUAUAUGUUUGUUUUAGCUUCCUGUAUUGGCGAUUCAUUCCAUUUUGUUUUUGUAUGUAAAUAGAGAACCAGCCUGGGAAAGUGGCCUAGUUUUCGUCUGCCUGUCUUGCCUUUUGUUUGUUUGAUUGGAAACAACUGAAUUAUUACAGCGACCAUUCCAACAUCAAGAAGCAUUAUAGUGAGGUUUGUGUGGCGGCAUAGAAUUUACUCA
Molecule: messenger RNA, 1651 nt
Organism: Andrographis paniculata
Lineage: Eukaryota; Viridiplantae; Streptophyta; Magnoliopsida; Lamiales; Acanthaceae
Exons: 2
Coding region: 377-1429 (350 amino acids)
Source: RefSeq, a predicted model, not a curated record